Pediculus humanus corporis (human body louse) is the source of this 3135-nucleotide messenger RNA. RefSeq names its product hect E3 ubiquitin ligase, putative. The transcript is spliced from 14 exons. The coding region runs from base 1 to 3135 and encodes 1044 amino acids. NCBI's taxonomy places the organism in Eukaryota, Metazoa, Arthropoda, Insecta, Psocodea, Pediculidae. The record is from RefSeq and is a predicted model, not a curated record. Gene Ontology annotation, molecular function: ubiquitin-protein transferase activity.
AUGUACUGCUGGGGUAGUACUGUUCAUGGCGAACUGGGCUUGGGCGGAAUAGAACAUGAUCAAAUUUUUGCACCUAUAGAGCAUACAUUCAAAUAUGCAUCUAAUGUAUCCCAAGUGACUAUGGGAGAAAACCAUACUGUGAUGUUAACUAAAUCAGGGGAAGUUUUUUCUUGUGGAAAUAAUGAUCUUGAUCAGUUGGGUCACAAAAAACAAAGAACAAAACCAGAAAAAGUAGAAGGGCUUGAUUUUUAUAGGAUAACUAAAAUUUCCUGUGGUGGAAAUCACACUUUAGCAUUUAAUGAAUGGGGUCAACUUUUCGGUUGGGGUUCAGAUAGCCAUGGACAGUUAGGUUUUAAUGGUACAACACAACCAUUACCAAAAAUUAUAAAAAGUUUAGCUACAUUUCACAUUGUGCAAAUUUCUUGUGGCAAAAAUCAUUCUUUAGCUCUGACUAACAAUGGGGAAUUAUAUUCUUGGGGAGGAAAUUAUGAUGGGCAAUUAGGUCUAGGUAUGCGUUCAGAAUAUGAAAAGCAACCAACACUUAUUAAAUCACUUUUAGGAAUACCCAUUGCUUUUAUCGCUUGCGGAAGUAAUCACAGUUUUGCUCUUUCUAAAUCAGGAGCCAUUUAUGGUUGGGGUAAAAAUACAUAUGGACAGUUAGGUUUAAACGAUGAAGAAAAUAAACUGCACCCAACUCAAUUAAAAACUCUCAGAUCAAUACGGGUAAAAUAUAUAGCAUGCGGAGAAGAUUUUUCUGCUUUUCUUUCUGCAGAUGGGGGUGUUUUUACUUGUGGAGCUGGCAUGUACGGUCAAUUGGGACACGGUUCAACCAGUAAUGAAAUAUUACCUCGUAAAAUUAUGGAAUUGAUGGGUAGCACUGUUACUCAAGUUUCUUGCGGAAAGCGACAUACUUUAGCAUUGGUUCCGUCUCGUGGUAGGGUUUACUCAUUCGGCUUAGGAGGUGGCGGCCAAUUGGGAACGAGAGUAAAAACAAAUUGCUCCACGCCACAAGUUGUUUUAGGACCUUGGGUGUCUCCUUCUGGGGUUCCAGUUAUAACCGAUAAGAAAAAAACAUCGGAAAAUGUUUUGGUUACGCAUAUAUUUAGUGGAGGAAAUCAAAGUUUUGUAACUGUUGUACCUUACAAAGCAAACAUACAUCCAGAAGACAAUCGAAUAUUCAAAGAAAAAACUCAAAUACUGACCAUAAAGCCCGAUAAAAUUUCACAAUGUCGUAAAACAAAACCUGGUGAUCCUGUCGAUGAAGAUUUAUUUUUGUAUAUGGAAACAGUUUUUCGAAGUCAAGCAGCUAUAAAUGGCUCAUUUUUAUUAUCGAACGACGACCAUUAUUGUUGCACCGUUAAAAAUCAUGGCGUGGACUUAAAUAAAGCUGAAAAUAUCUUUAGUGAAAUUGCCAGAAUAGAAAAUCAAUCCAUAUGUGAUUUAAUAUGGGACGGUUUAACCGAACAUGUGAUACCCUCGUUACCGCUCAAUCCUGUAGAUAUAGAAAGCCUUAGAUGUUAUUUAAUAUUGCCUUUAUACCACCAAUUCGAAAAUCCCAGAAACUGUGAUAAAUUGCAAGCCGUCUUUGGUAAAAAACUUUUAGGAAUAAAAUCCGAUUGUUCGAAAAUAAUUGGUUUGUGGUGGUCCGUUAUGACGUCUGAUUAUUUUGAACGUCUAGUCAGAUUGUAUAAAGAUGUUGUUUCUUACCAUUUGAGAUCUUUAAAACCGGAACAGGAGAAUAAAUAUUUUGCCGAAUCGACAAUUGUAGCCCUUGACGUAUUGGCUUUUUUAAACGGAUUAAAUAAUAGUGUAGAAAAUUUAAAAGUGCCUUACGAUACAUUUUACCUUCCGGAACUAAGAGAUGUGAUUGAUGUUCGUGUAGACUACGUAAAAUGGUUGGCGGAUAAUAGCGCACCCGGUACAAAAUUAUUUUUCUGUAAUUAUCCAUUUCUUUUUGAUGCCGAAGCGAAAACUUCUUUGUUGCAAACAGAUCAAGUUUUACAGAUGCAAACAGCGAUGUCUCAAGCUCUUCCCCGAUUGGUAACACAAUUAUUUGCUCCUUUUAUCGGAAUGUCGGGAGAACAAUUUUUAACUCUUCACGUCACGCGAGAAAACAUUGUUCAGAAUACAAUCGAUCAAUUGGCAAAUUACGAUUCCAGGGAUCUUAAGAAACCGUUGAGGGUCAAAUUUCUCGGGGAAGAAGCCGAGGAUGCCGGAGGAGUCCGUAAAGAAUUUUUCAUGUUGGUUCUUCGGGAAGUUCUCGAUCCAAAAUAUGGAAUGUUUAAAAAUUACGAUGAAACGAGAACGAUUUGGUUCAGUGAAGUUUCGUUCGAAGAUGAAUUAAUGUAUUUUUUAAUCGGUCUCCUUUGCGGUUUGGCCAUUUAUAAUCAAACGAUUAUCGAUUUGCCGUUUCCAUUAGCAUUGUACAAAAAAUUAUUACACGAAAAAGUAACCCUUAAAGAUUUAAAGGGUCUUUCGCCGACUCUUGCCAAGAGUCUUCAAGAUCUUUUAGAUUACACCGAACCAGAUUUACCGGAUGUUUUUUGUCUUACGUUCGAUAUAACGAGAGAUAUAUUUGGUGAAAUAAAAUCUAUGCCGUUGAAAGAAAAUGGAUCGAAAAUAAUCGUCACGCAAGAAAAUAAAAAAGAAUUUGUGGAUUUAUACGUUGAUUUCAUAUUAAAUAAAUCCGUUCAUCAGCAUUUCACGGCAUUUUUCAACGGUUUCCACAAAGUUUGCGGUGGUAAAGUUUUAGGUUUGUUUCAUUCGCAAGAACUGAUGACUCUGGUCGUGGGCAACGAAAAUUACGAUUGGGAAGAAUUCGAAAGAAAUGCAGAAUACAAAAAUGGAUACACGAAAAAAGAUCACACGAUAAAAUUAUUUUGGGAAGUUUUUCACGAGUUACCCUUGGAAGAGAAGAAAAAUUUUUUGUUAUUUUUAACGGGGAGCGAUCGGAUACCAUUGCAAGGAAUGAAAGCCAUCACGAUUUACAUACAACCAACCAAUGACGAGAAAUACCUUCCAGUCGCUCACACUUGUUUCAAUUUGUUAGAUCUACCUCGUUAUAAAACCAAAGAAAGGUUAAAAUAUAAACUCUGUCAAGCCAUCAAACAGAAUCAAGGAUUUUCACUUGUUUAA